UCUUUUUCCCUCUUCACAAGUCGCCGUUCCACCGGGUUGCAUACGUGUAAACGUACACGCCGGCAUGCGGAAUGGCCGGGCGCGCACAUGACGCCGGCGAUCAUCCGAUAUUACGUCAUCGUCGCCCUCUCGCCUGGUCUCGCGGGUAGCGCCCGCUCUAUCGGCCCGCUCGGCUCGCUCGGAUCACACGCGCGUCCGCGUUCGCUCAUACGUGUUCGUUUACGACGAUAAGACGGACGCGACACGGAGUUGCGCGGUGUCGCGAGUGUUGAUAAGCGAUAAUCGAGGAGCGCCGCGAAUUACGUCCGGACCUCUCCUCCGGCGGCGAUCGAAUCGCGUGCGCGCGCCUACGCGAUAAAUCACUUUAAUCGCGGGACGAGAUCGCGGCGUGCACGUUUUAUCCACCUCGACGGAGAGCGCUUGGUGCACGCGAUCGUGAAAUAUCGCUAUUUAGAGCACGUCGCGUCGCUUGACGCCUGACAAAUUUUGAAGAUCGCCCUCUCCUCCCCCUUGUGCGCGCGGUCGCACGAAUCCACGUUGAAUCCAAGCUGCAUGGCAACGCCGUUGCAAACGUAAAAAGAUGUCCAGAAAGCGUACCAGAGAGGAAACUAUGCUUGCCGCUGUGUCUCAUCAGAAUAGCAUUAAUGGAGAAAGCGCGUCCUGCUCCAAAGAGCAUUCUCCAAUUCAUGCUAAUUAUAAUGGAGGUAGCAGUGCGAAUUUGAUGUUCCUAAAGGAUUUUAAAUCAAUCGAUCAAAUUUCUGUUUAUCAGGAAAGACUCCCAUCAAUCUGUAAAGAAGCACCUUUCAGCGAUGACCCAGAAGCUAUCGCAGAGAGAAAUGCAUGCGAUUAUAACACACGAAUUACUUUAAAACAAGCAAGAAGUGGUAAAGUUCCUAGAAAAAUUAGAGUUUAUGCCGAUGGUAUUUACGAUCUUUUUCAUCAAGGACAUGCACGGCAACUUUUACAAGCUAAGAAUAUUUUUCCAAACGUUUAUCUUAUUGUUGGAGUGUGUAACGAUGAGUUAACACAUAGUAAAAAAGGAAGGACUGUAAUGACAGAUUUAGAGAGGUACGAUGCAGUUAGGCAUUGUAGAUACGUAGAUGAAGUCGUUCGAGAUGCACCUUGGGAACUUGAUGAUGAUUUUAUGAAAAGACACAAGAUUGACUUUGUUGCUCACGACGAUAUACCAUACAUGACAGAUGAUGGAUCAGAUGUUUAUGCUAAAUUUAAAGCCAAAGGCAUGUUCGUAGCCACGCAGAGGACAGAAGGUGUUUCCACGUCAGACAUAGUCGCAAGAAUAGUCAAAGAUUAUGACAUAUAUGUCAGGAGAAAUCUCGCACGUGGCUACAGUGCAAAAGAACUUAAUGUAUCUUUUCUUAAUGAGAAAAAAUUCCGCCUACAAAACAAGUUUGAUGACCUAAAAGAUAAGGGGAAACGAGUAAUGGAAAAUAUUGGUGAGAAACGAAUGGAUAUGAUAAGUAAGUGGGAAGAGAAAUCUCGAGAUUUUAUUGAUGCUUUCCUGUUGCUCUUUGGAAGGGAAGGCAGAUUGUCGACUAUUUGGAACGAAGGUAAAGGCCGAUUAAUGCAAGCAUUAUCUCCACCAGCAAGUCCAAAAAGAGACGGUAGCCCAAACAGUAGUAACAGCAGCCACAAUGAUGAAGAUCAGACGAGUCCCCCACCAAAGAAAACAGGACGUUAUGAAUUUCCACAGAAUAAUCAUUAUUUAAGUGAUGAUUAUAGCGAUGAUGAAGAAGAAAAUUUACACUCCAAAUGAUAACUAAUUAUAAACGGCAUAUAUCUCUCUGACCAAAUCGAUCGUGCAAUUUUUAUUUAUUACCUUGAAAGUUUAGAUGUAUUUUCAUACUACACAAACUGCUAAUACAGAGUGUAACAUUAUGCUUAAUAGAUUUUGUAUGGUACAAGCUAGCACUAUACAUUAAACAAAAUUGCUUGUCGUGAU
Molecule: messenger RNA, 1960 nt
Organism: Pogonomyrmex barbatus (red harvester ant)
Lineage: Eukaryota; Metazoa; Arthropoda; Insecta; Hymenoptera; Formicidae
Product: choline-phosphate cytidylyltransferase A
Biological process (GO): CDP-choline pathway
Molecular function (GO): phosphatidylcholine binding; choline-phosphate cytidylyltransferase activity
Source: RefSeq, a predicted model, not a curated record